Cryptosporidium ubiquitum is the source of this 3900-nucleotide messenger RNA. RefSeq names its product trehalose-6-phosphate synthase. The transcript has a single exon. Gene Ontology annotation, cellular component: cytosol. Gene Ontology annotation, molecular function: catalytic activity. The record is from RefSeq and is a predicted model, not a curated record. Gene Ontology annotation, biological process: trehalose biosynthetic process. Lineage: Eukaryota; Apicomplexa; Conoidasida; Eucoccidiorida; Cryptosporidiidae. The coding region runs from base 1 to 3900 and encodes 1299 amino acids.
AUGAAUGAUAUUAAGAACAAUAAUAGAGCAAUUCAGCUCAGUAAAAUACUUAAAGAUGAACAGGAGUGGAUCAGAACCAGGAAGCAGUCCCAGUCAACUUUAAUAAUAGUUUCUUUGGAGCUUCCGGUAAAAGUGGUUCGUUUGGAAAAGAUGGAAUUAAUCAACGAAAGUGAUAAUGUGAAUAAUUAUAAUGCAAGUAACUGUUUUGGAUCUGGGAAUAGUGAGAAAAAAAAGGUUAGAUUUGGAUUAAAAUCAUCUCAGCAUUCUUUAAUGAGGACUUUGCAUAGGCAUAGAAAUGAAUUGGCAAAGACUGUAAAGUUUAUAGGUUGGCCAGGCAUUCAUAUAGAAAAGGAGGAUGAAAAGGAGGAGAUUAGAGAAUUACUUGAAAGUAUUGACUGUGUUCCAGUAUUCCCUCCAGAAGUUGAAUUUGAAUCUUUUAAUGAAUUUUGUCAACUAUUCUUAUGGCCUCUUUUUCAUAAUGUAUUGAAUCCUGAAGAGUUAAGUAAUGCUCCUUUUGAUCAUGAACAAUGGAGAAGAUACCAUCAAAUGAAUAUGUUGUGGUCUUCCGUAAUUACUCCAAUAGUUUCUCCUGAACAUAUGGAUAUGGUUUGGAUCAAUGAUUAUCAUUUACUUUUAUUAUGUCAAUAUUUAACUAGAAGAGUUAAAGGAGUUAAUAUUGGAUUAUUUCUUCAUAUUCCAUUCCCAUCUUUUGAAAUUUUCAGAUGUCUUCCAGUUAGAGAAGAGCUAUUAAGGAGCAUGUUAAUGGCAGAUUUAAUAGGUUUUCACUUCUUUCCUUAUGCUAAACAGUUUUUAUCAUCAUGCAAGCGUCUUCUUGGGUUAGAUCACUAUUUUAAACCAGGAGGACUGAUUGGAAUAGAUAAAACUGCAGCUUCUAGUAGAUCAUCUGUUAAAUCCAGUAACAGUUUAAAUCUAGAAUUCAAUAAACAGGAAACCAUUGUUAGAAUAGGUCAUGUUCACAUACAAUGUGAUGAUAUUCUUCAGAAUAUCGCUUCAAAUCAAGAGAUCUCAAAAGGAUCUCUUGAGAUCAGGAAUAAGUACAAGGACCAUUAUAUUUUUGUAUCCAUAGAUAGACUUGACCAACUAAGUGGAUUACAGCUUAAACUCAAAGCUUUUGAUAAUUUUCUCCAAAACUAUCCAUAUAUUAAGGAAGAACAACCAGUUGUUCUUAUUCAAUACAUCUUCCCAACAAAUACUCUUACACUUGAAAAGAGAGAAAGACUAAUCCAAUCUUUGAUCACUCUUUCAAAAGAAAUCAACCUAAAGCAUUCUGGUUCAGAAUGUUUUAGAAAUCCAGUAAUUGAACUCAAGUAUGGCUCGAUAACUCAAGAAGAGAAGUUUUCCCUAUUCCUUUCUGGAGAUUGUCUUUUUGAUACCAGUGUUAGAGACGGACUAAAUCUUAAUCCAUUUGAAUAUAUUAUAUGCAAAGAUGAUUCAUUAUCUUUCUUUAAUGUCAGCAACACAAACUUUGGUCAGAAAAACAAUGUAAAUGGUAUUUCCUCUUCCAGUAAUUCUUCUAGUAAUUCUUCUGGUGGUUCCUCUAAUAGCUCAUCAUAUUCAUCUUCAGAAUAUGGUGAAUCUAGUGGAAAUGAUGAAAGUGUUACAAGAAGAACAAGGAUUUCUGUAGGAGCAGGAGGGAAUAAUACUGUAAUAUCUGGUCCAUUUUGUAGAUUUAAACAUCAAAAUAACUUACCCUCUCUGAUCAUUUCAGAGUUUACAGGAUGUUCAAACACUCUUUCUAGUCCAUAUAGAGUGAAUCCCUGGAAUAUGAUGAAUGUAGUGGAGACUUUGGAUAAGGCAGUUUAUUGCCAGAAAAGUAUCUUUCAAGAAAAGAGACGCCACUGGAAUAUGGAUAGAGCAUACCUUUUAUCUCAUAGUACGGUAAACUGGGCAAAAGAAUUCAUUAUGGACUUAUGUAUUUUUUCUGAAAGGAAGAAGAAUGACAUGCUUCACUAUUAUAAUACAACUUUUGGGAUUGGUCCAUCUCUCAUGGAUAUUCGUAUUAAUCUUAACUCCCAACAUCUUAGCCUUAAUUUGCUUUCCCAAGUGUACAGAAAAGUUGAUAGAGUAGGAGGACUGAGGCUUUUCCUUCUUGAUAAUGAAGGAACACUCACUCCUGAUUUUAGGCACUUCUUUGAUAAGAUUAAUUCCUCUUCAAACUUUUGUAUUCAUUCAGGUUUAGGAGGUGUUACUGAGGACGGAGUUAGAGUCUCGAAGGGGGCUAGGGGUGGAAACAGCUUGCUUUCACUCUUAGGAGGAGCCCAUCACGGGAAGAAAAAGGGAAGAUGGAAGCCAAAUAAAGAUGACCAACUAAACCUUAACGUAAAUCAAAACCUUUCCGAAUAUUUUCGUGGAAGUAGCAAUAUUAGCAUUAGUAAAGAAACUGGAAAUUCUCUUGAAGAAUCAGCUGAAUGUAUACCAGAAACUAGCAAACCAAAGUUAGAUCCCGAGAUCUUUAUAAAACAUCCAUAUUCCUUAAGGCCAGAUUCUAAAGCCUCUCCCAAUAUUCCUCUAUCUUCUUGCUCCAAUGAAGAUACUGCUUUCAAUGCGAACAGCAACUGUACUAGUAUUGAAGUCUUGAACUUGGAAAACUCUAUUACCAAUACCAGUAUUGCUAGUAUACUGAAUAUUAUGUCUACUAACACUCAUGAAGUUGACGGAGAAAAGGAUAAAAUUUGUACUGAAGAUUUGAGUACCAAUAUUACAAGUAGAAACCAAUCUAUAAAUGGAGGAAAAUGUUUAAUAGAAUGCCACAAUGCAGAUAACGAACAUUUUGAAAGGGAUGAUGUAGAGGAGGAAGAUGAACACAAACCUGAAGACUUUUACUUAUACAAUGAGAUCUCUUGUGCUCCUCCAAUACAAGUGAUUGAAGCUCUUAAAAAGUUGUGCAGCUCUCCAAACAAUGUAAUCAUUAUCUUUUCUGGAAGAGAAAAGCAUCUUCUUGAUGAAUGGUUUGGGGAUAUAGACAAUAUUGGGCUUUGUGCUGAGCAUGGCUACUAUCUAAAACUCCCCAGAUCUAUAGAUCCUAUCCACCCAAACAUCUGGAGACAACUUAAUAUUGAAUCAAUAUCCAAAGAAAGCAAUUCAUCCCCAGUAUCUUUCUCUUCUUCCUCAUUAUUAUGCUCGGUAAGCAAAAGUAAUGGCUCUGAAUGUAGCUGGUACAGUCCAUUAAAGUCAAAUAGUCAAUUAGAUGUGGAUGAAUACAAUAAAGGAGACAAUGAGAGCAAUUCUGUGAUUUUGUCAUCAAAAAAACAGCAGCUUUAUAAUGUCUCAGAUUGGAAGAAUAUAACUCUUCAGCUUAUGGAGCAAUAUGUACUCAGAACUCAAGGAUCUUACAUAGAAAACAAAGGAACGGCUCUAGUAUUCCAGUUAAAGUAUUGUGAGCCAUAUUUUGGAGCUUGGCAAGCUAAGGAAUUAUCCAAUUAUCUUUCUGAACUUUUAAUUAAUUUUCCUGUUAAUGUAAUUUCUGGGAACGACUAUGUAGAAGUUCGCCUUCAAGGGAUCAAUAAGGGAGUGGCUGUUCAGGCAAUUCUCAAUCAAAUUAACUCACUUACAAGUAAUUUUGAGUAUAUGAGUGAAGAUAGUGAAAUUAAAAAGCUUAAAAAUCCUUCUCUUGAAAUGAUUCUUUGUAUUGGAGAUGACAGAUCUGAUGAGGAUAUGUUUUCUGUUGUUAAUCACUUUUCAAAAACCAAUAAAUCAAAUCAUAAUUUAGAACAGACAUUAGACAACCAAUUAGAAUUGGAAGAAAAUACCUCCUCCAAACCUUUAAAAUGUGAAGUCUUCAAUGUAAUAAUUGGAAAGCAUACAUCUAUUGCCAAUUACUUCCUUCAUUCUACUGAAGAGGUAUCGGAUAUUCUUCAAACACUUACUUUAUUUACUUAG